Molecule: messenger RNA, 1808 nt
Organism: Zingiber officinale
Lineage: Eukaryota; Viridiplantae; Streptophyta; Magnoliopsida; Zingiberales; Zingiberaceae
Product: sister chromatid cohesion 1 protein 3-like
Exons: 9
Coding region: 12-773 (253 amino acids)
Biological process (GO): synaptonemal complex assembly; mitotic sister chromatid cohesion; replication-born double-strand break repair via sister chromatid exchange
Cellular component (GO): cohesin complex; synaptonemal complex
Molecular function (GO): chromatin binding
Source: RefSeq, a predicted model, not a curated record
GACUCAGAUUGAUGGUGACGGGGUCGACAGCCGGUCUUCUAAUAUACUCGCGGAAGUUGAAUUAUCUGUUUCAGGACUGUAACAGGAUGUUGGCUAAUAUAAGGGUGGCCGUUGCUUUGAUACAUGUCAAUUUACAAGAAAAUGCAGAUAAAGCUCCAUUUGAGUCUAUAACAUUACCUGAGACCUUUAACCUUGAUGCAUUGGAGUUAGAUGAAUCAAUCAAUCCUACUGAUGGCUCAAACAAUCACCAAAAAGAUUAUCAGCAAAUAACUUUGGCAGGUGAAGCUUCAGCAGGGGAAGAUCAGUAUGCAGCUUUCUUCGUUGAUAAGGAUAACAACACAAACUCAUCAGUAGAGCCAGAAAGUAGAAAUGAUGCAGAACCCAUGGAAGGAGACCCGGCUCUAAACUCUACAUCUUUUGAGGAUCCUCAUUCAAAUAAUCAUGGCAAUGGUUCUUUUCAAACUUUCGAUGUCAACAAUAAUAUUCAAGAAUUUCAAGAAAUUGAGGUUAUGCGUGAAAAUAACUUGGAUCCUGAGAACCAGUUAAAGUUGGAUAACACUAGCAAUGGUGUUGAAUUACAUGAUCAUUCUACAUCAGUAACAAAGAGAAAUCAUAGUUUUGAUCCAAUACUCGAAGAUAUUUUGGUUUUUGGAGACGAACCUUUGCCUUCAACAUCUCAUGCCAACCCACCAAUAUCUACAUUUGAUUCCAACAUUGCUAACAGGGAGAUAUCUUCUGGUCAAGCCUUACCUCACUUGGAGCUGGAGCUUUAGAACGGAAUGAGAAGAAUAGAAAAACAUUCAUAUGAUGAGAAAAUUGUAUUGGCAAAUGUAGACAUGAAAAAACAACUGGAAGACACUACUAAAUUAGUUUGCAAGCAGAUGAAUCUUCCAUGUUCAGUGCUAGAUCUCAAUGAUCAAGCAUUUCAUGAGCCACUGUUAUGUGGGAUAUGUGGUAAUCUCCUGGAGGGUUUUUCUAGAUCCUUUCCUCUUCAAAGCAACAAUUCUAGUCAUUUGGAAGUUUCAUCAGAGCUUGCAAAUGAAUUACCUCAUGUUGCCUCAGAGGAUCUGCAAAAAGGGCCUGAACAACAAAAUAAUUUGGAUGGGGAGAUUGAGCGACAUAGUGACAGAAAUACAGAACCAGAACAACAAGACAAGCUGAAUGCAAUACCUGAGAAUUCUCGAUUCGAUAUGCAUACUGAUAUCCAACCAGAACAACAUGAUGAGUAGAAUCUAAUACCUGAGAAUCCUCGAUUUGAUAUGCAUACUGGAGAAAAUAUAAAUGAAACAAUACUAACACCCUCCGGAGGAGUAGAUAUGACUGACUCCCUUUAACACCACAACAGCUGGUUCAAUUCAUGACUUUGAUAAGACUUUUGAUACAGAGAUAUUGUCCACAGUUGAAAGUUUUACUAGGACUGAAGCAACUAGUUAUGCAAUUGGAGCUAACUUAUUCUCUUUGGAGGAAGAACCACUUCAAAAUAGUAUGAUCAGAAUUCCAAGUUUGUUGCUAUCUGUGGAGGAAGUAAGUUCCUUAGUAGAAGAAUCUUAGUGACACUACUAUCCAUGUUUUUCUUUUCUUAAGAUUGUUUCAUACUAAUAAGCACCUCUAGUCGGCACCGGCCUCCUCUUGCUCGUCGUCAUGUCCUUCAACGGUGGCAUCUUUAUGGAUGUCGGAUUCCGGCUCUUCAUGAAACUAUGUGGGUUCCGGAUUUGUAAUUAUGUUUGGCAGGCUAAUAAGUCAUCAGAUAAAGAAUGGAAAAAAAAAGAUACUUAAUGAUCAAUCUCAUAUGUAAUUGCCUAAUUGGA